UAUCUUCCUAUGAAAAUUAACAAAGUAGUCGAUAUCGUUUUUUUGCAUGCAACUUAAUAUCCAAAGUAGUCGGUUCGAUUUUUUAUUUUGAUUUAUAACUGAUACAAACGAAUUUAAUACCCUGGUUUAUGAAUGUACAAGUUCUAUUUAACACUAUUGACAUUAAAAUUGUGAUUUUCGUUUUAACUUGGCGAUUUUUAGUUUGUGGUGUUUUUUUCAGCUAACUCAUAAAUGUUACUAAGAAGGUUAUUAUACAAUGACGACAUGGAUCUGUUGCCUCACCCAAUUAUAUUCUCUCUAACUCUACUCUAUUUCUUUGAAGCAAUGACAAAUACAACAGUUUUCAGCUAUCUUCCACAACUUGUAAAAUCAUUUGGAGCAUCUGAAGUUGAAGCUGGUGAAGAUGCAGGUUGGAUUGGAGCGUCUAUAUUCAUUGCAAGAGUUAUGAGUGGUUUGGUAUGGGGGUACAUUGGAGAUAAAUUUAAUCAAAAAAAAACGUUACUUGUUUCAUCUUUUGGAUUGAUUAUUUCGACUAUUUUGUUUGGUUUAAGUCGCUCGUAUUUUUGGGCUUUAAUAACAAGAUUCAUGCAAGGUGUAUUUACUGGUAUUGGUCCAAUUUCAAAAACCAUUGUAUCUGAACACGCCAACGAAACUAAUAUGGGUCUUGCAUUUUCAAUAUUUUAUGCAGCUUAUAACAUUGGAUUAAUUGUUGGUCCAAGUUUAUCAGGGUUUCUAGUUUUCCCGGAUAUUCAGCAUCCAACUAUAUUUAAUAAAGAUGAUUUUUUCAGCAAGUAUGGAAUUCUUUUACCAAAUCUAAUCAUUGCAUUUGGUCUCCUAAUUUCUAAUGCAUUAGUUAUGUGGGUUCUUCCUUAUUCAAGUAGGAAGUUCAAUCCAGAAAGAUUACUAAUAGUUUCUAAUGAAAACUGUUGUGAUCAUGUACUAGAUCAGUAUUCAAAUAUAUCAGUUGAUCUUAGUUAUGAAACAUCAUCAUCAGUACAAAUUUUAAAUUCACGAAAGAUAACACCAUCAGAGACUUCAAAAUUGAUUAAGAAUGACAAAAUAAGUUACUACUCAAGAUUAAAAAAAAUAAUUUACAACUCGAACUUUGGCCAAGUAUUCACAUCAAAACUAAGUGUUUUAAGUUUACUGUUGUAUGGUGUGUUUUGUAUUGUUGGAGUAGGCUAUUUGGAGGUUUUCCCAAUAUUUGCUGCAACUUCAAAACAUUUUGAUGGUCUGGGAAUGACUACACAGGAUAUCGGGCUCUUGAUGCUCUUGUACAAUAUUCUCGCAAUUCUAGGAAUGUUUCUUAUAAUACCAAAGAUAUUGCAUAAACUCGGCGCCAAAAAGUCGUUCAUCUACUGGAUCAUUGGCUUUGGUUCUAUUACCCCAUUUAUACCUGCUGUUGCAAUGAUUACACACAAGGAAGUUCAAUGGUUUGUUCUCAUAAUAUGUCAAGCUGUAAUUGAAUCUAUUAAUAGUGGUUGUUUUGUGUCUGUCAAUCUUUUUCUGACUAAUUCUAUAAAACCUGAAUUUCAAGGAACAAUUAAUGGUUUUGGAACUUCUAUAUCCUCGAUUGGAAGGGCAACAGGAACUGCGUGUUUUGGCAGUACAUUUUCUUGGUCUUUAUCAAACAUGAAAAACAAUAAACUUGGUUUUCCGUUUAACCAGUUUUUUGUUUUUCUUCUUGUAACACUAGUUUGCUUUCUCAAUGCAGCUUACGUUCAUUUAUUGAUUCCAAAGUCAUUAGAUAAAUAUUCUCAUCAAUCGUCCGAAAAAGAAGUUGUUGUGUAUGUUAAAGAUUAUCUUUAUCUUUGAGAAAAACGUGUUGGAGUACCUGUGAAAAAAGCAAGACUUGGAAUAUAAAUAUUAAAAUUUUAAAUCAGCUUAUAUAUAUAUAUAUAU
Hydra vulgaris (swiftwater hydra) is the source of this 1902-nucleotide messenger RNA. RefSeq lists its product as uncharacterized. Gene Ontology annotation, biological process: transmembrane transport. Gene Ontology annotation, molecular function: transmembrane transporter activity. Lineage: Eukaryota; Metazoa; Cnidaria; Hydrozoa; Anthoathecata; Hydridae. The record is from RefSeq and is a predicted model, not a curated record.